AAUUUCCACUCCCCCCACCCCACUUCGCCUGCCGCGGUCGGGUCCGCGGCCUGCGCUGUAGCGGUCGCCGCCGUUCCCUGGAAGUAGCAACUUCCCUACCCCACCCCAGUCCUGGUCCCCGUCCAGCCGCUGACGUGAAGAUGAGCAGCUCAGAGGAGGUGUCCUGGAUUUCCUGGUUCUGUGGGCUCCGUGGCAAUGAAUUCUUCUGUGAAGUGGAUGAAGACUACAUCCAGGACAAAUUUAAUCUUACUGGACUCAAUGAGCAGGUCCCUCACUAUCGACAAGCUCUAGACAUGAUCUUGGACCUGGAGCCUGAUGAAGAACUGGAAGACAACCCCAACCAGAGUGACCUGAUUGAGCAGGCAGCCGAGAUGCUUUAUGGAUUGAUCCACGCCCGCUACAUCCUUACCAACCGUGGCAUCGCCCAGAUGUUGGAAAAGUACCAGCAAGGAGACUUUGGUUACUGUCCUCGUGUGUACUGUGAGAACCAGCCAAUGCUUCCCAUUGGCCUUUCAGACAUCCCAGGUGAAGCCAUGGUGAAGCUCUACUGCCCCAAGUGCAUGGAUGUGUACACACCCAAGUCAUCAAGACACCAUCACACGGAUGGCGCCUACUUCGGCACUGGUUUCCCUCACAUGCUCUUCAUGGUGCAUCCCGAGUACCGGCCCAAGAGACCUGCCAACCAGUUUGUGCCCAGGCUCUACGGUUUCAAGAUCCAUCCGAUGGCCUACCAGCUGCAGCUCCAAGCCGCCAGCAACUUCAAGAGCCCAGUCAAGACGAUUCGCUGAUUCCCUCCCCCACCUGUCCUGCAGUCUUUGACUUUUCCUUUCUUUUUUGCCACCCUUUCAGGAACCCUGUAUGGUUUUUAGUUUAAAUUAAAGGAGUCGUUAUCGUGGUGGGAAUAUGAAAUAAAGUAGAAGAAAAGGCCA
This is a messenger RNA of Homo sapiens (human), 929 nucleotides long. RefSeq names its product casein kinase 2 beta (gene CSNK2B). The record is from RefSeq and is marked reviewed. The transcript is spliced from 7 exons. Gene Ontology annotation, molecular function: protein kinase regulator activity. Lineage: Eukaryota; Metazoa; Chordata; Mammalia; Primates; Hominidae. Gene Ontology annotation, cellular component: nucleus; protein kinase CK2 complex. The coding region runs from base 141 to 788 and encodes 215 amino acids.